Molecule: messenger RNA, 3280 nt
Organism: Athene cunicularia (burrowing owl)
Lineage: Eukaryota; Metazoa; Chordata; Aves; Strigiformes; Strigidae
Gene: TRIM59
Product: tripartite motif containing 59
Exons: 2
Coding region: 70-1293 (407 amino acids)
Biological process (GO): cilium assembly
Cellular component (GO): intraciliary transport particle B; centrosome; cilium
Molecular function (GO): zinc ion binding
Source: RefSeq, a predicted model, not a curated record
UGAACAUACAGACCUAAAGAACCCAGUGUUGCCACAGAGGCUGACUGGAAAAACUGGAAUAUAAAGGACAUGCAUCACUUUGAGGAGGAAUUAACGUGUUCCAUUUGCUACAGCAUAUUUGAAGAUCCACGAGUCCUGCCCUGUUCCCAUACGUUCUGUAGGAAUUGUCUGGAAGGUGUUAUUCAGCUGUCCAGCAACUUUUCCAUUUGGAGACCCCUGAGAGUUCCUCUGAAGUGUCCCAACUGUCGCACUGUUGUUGAAAUUCCCGCUGCUGGGACAGAAUCCUUGCCCAUCAACUUUGCAUUGAAAGCGAUUAUUGAAAAAUACCAACAGGAAGAUCACUCCGAUGUCGCUACCUGCAGCGAACACUACAGGCAACCGCUGAACGUUUACUGUCUUUUGGAUAGAAAAUUGGUGUGUGGGCACUGCCUCACAAUAGGAAAACACAACGGUCAUCCCAUAGGCGACCUUCAGAGCGCCUACUUAAAAGAAAAGGAGACUUCUGGAAAACUUCUCGAGCAGCUAACCGAUAAACACUGGACUGAUGUGUGCUUGCUUAUUGAAAAGCUGAAAGAACAGAAGUCCCAGUGUGAAGGCGUUGUUCAGGAUGAUAAAAAAGUAGUACUCCAGUAUUUUAAGAAACUUAGUGAUACCUUGGAGCGGAAAAAACAAGCUCUGCUGACUGCCCUGGAUGAAAUUAACACCCGAAUUUCAGAGGAGUAUGAGCCUCAGAUUGAGAAAUUGAAAAAAAUACGGGAAGAACAGCUUGAGUUAAUGUCAUUGAACACAUCUAUUCAGAAAGAAGAGUCUCCGCUUAUUUUUCUUGAGAAGGUGGAUGAUAUGCAUCAACGUAUAAAAGCUUUGAAGCAGAAGCAGCUACCGGAUGUUAAACCUGUGGAGAUUUAUCCGAGGAUUGGGCACCUGCUGAAAGAUGUGUGGUCUAAAACUGAAAUCAGUCAGAUCAACAAGGUCCUCAUUCCAAAAAUAAAACUGAUUCCGAAAAGGAAGUUAUGCAGCCAGGGCAGUGGAAAGGGAGGAAGAGAAUCUACAGAACUCCUCCAGGCUGUACAUCCUGCAGCAGUCCUGCUGCUGCUUACAGUCGCAGCAGUAGCUCUGCUUUCAUUUCACAAGCUGUUACCAUCAGCUGUAAUCGAAGCUACUCCUGCUUGUAUCUCAGAAUCCUUGCUGCUGUUUUAUGAAGAUUUCCACACCCAGUUGCAGAAUUUAGCGGAUGUGCUGUGCCAUACGUUUAACUUACUGACAGAGCUUUUAGGCAGAAUUGUCUCUCUUUGACUAUUUUAGUAAUCAGAUUAAAGGUCAGUGUAGUAAUCCACAGGAUUUAUUUUUUUUUUAAUUUCUAAAAGCUGCAUUGUUAAAGGUCUACACUUUUCCUAUUUCCAAAUCCUUCCUUUUUCUGUUGUCUAGAUUUCCUCUUAGCUAACUCUUAGUUAACUGAGGAGAUCUGCAGCAGGAAAGGCUCCUGCAGUACGGUAGGUUGGUGUUUGCUUAAAGUGGAAGCUGGUCAGAAACAUCGUCUGCCCCAGACAGCUGUAAUCAGCUCGCAGCCUGUAAUCUGGAGUCCCCUUUGUAAAAACUCCUUCAACAUCUAUUUUUUUAAUUUUGGUAACAGAAUUUUAAAUUGUUAAUUUAAUAAAAGCACUACAACAUCGGAACACCUCAGCCUGCAGAGCAGCUGGUCCUAGAUGGGUUUGUCACUAGCUUUGCCAUAUGGAAACCUCCUAUUUUGGGUUUUACUGGCCUCUCUGUAUUUUAAUUGAUAGACCCGUGCUUUUUAAAGCCUGUAAUCAUAGCCCUGUUUCAUUUGCUUUGUUCCUGGUUAUUAGUGGAUGACAGGAUUUUUUUUUUUUUAAACCUCUGUUUAACAACAUUGCGUUUAACAACUUUGUUUAACAACUUUUCACAUGGUUUUGCCCCCUUCUUGGAGCAGUAUCUGCAGGGCUCCUGGGAAAAUACCACAUACAGGUUUUUUUUUAGUGCCAGCUGCACACAGAUCAGGUGUUUAGUCUGGCAAGUAGCUCUCCCUGCUUACUAAAACCAGCCCCGACUUCACUAAAAUAAUUUCAUACACAGUGAAAAUAAGACAGAACUCUAGGCAGUAGCAAAACUCCCACUCAAGUCAGCAGUGUGAGGAUUUCAGGUGUUGUCAAGAGCUCUUAAAACAACUUGGCAAUAAAUGUGAAUUUCUCUUUACAAUUUAUUUCAAUUCUCAAUCUUGUAAAUUUUAACUUUUCAGGAGUGAACCCUUGUGAAAGCUCGUUUUGGCCUUUGGCUGUUAACAGGCUGAUUUCCAGCAAGCUGUGGGGUGUUGUGGCUACAACAGCAGAGUGCAGGUGAGCCUGCAAGUCACCAAGAAGCUGAAAAGGCGUGUUCACUGUGUCCAGUUAGAUUUUACUUGAUAAAAACAGUAAGUCUGUUCUAGCCUGGCAGCACUGCUUGGCUGUUGUGUGGUUUUAAAUAAUAGAAGUUUAAAUAGUGAUUGAAUUUUGAAUAAUUAAGGCAGUCUUUAACUGCUUGGCAUUUUAAACCCUUGUGCAAAACCAGACUUGCCUGUUGCUACCAGCAGAGGCUACUGGGGUCCAGCAGGCUAGCGGCCACCAGGCUUCAGGGGAGCAGAGCACAAGGCCAGUGCUCAGGGAUGACGCAGCUCCGGUCCUCAAGCCUGAAGAAAGGUCCCGAUUAACAAUUUCGGUAUCAAAUAUUGCUCUGUUGAUAAAACACUGAAGAGCAGCUUCCUCAAAUUAAUCAAUUAAUUACCAAACAGCUACAACUGGCUCCUUCCUGGACUGUGCAGGCCCCUCCCUGCCACUCGGGAGCCUUUGACCUCUGUGGCAGGAGCACUUCUGGAAUUUGUACAGAUGCUUUCUGUGGAUUUUUAGAGUUGGAAAGGCAAAUCCCACAAAUACAGCCGGUCAGGGUUUGAAAUGGUGUUUAAAUGCAUCCUGGGACUGCAUAAAUGCUGUCAUAUUAAUUGCCUGAUAAAGGUGGGAAUUUUUAUCUUCAGCCCUAUUCAAAGGCGGUCACUUGGCACCCAAGUCUCAAAACCUGGUGCUAAGUGUCCACUACCCUGCGAGGCUUCUUUGACUUUCCUGUCUUUUGUUUUCCUGACUUUUAACUUAGAGUUUAUAACGCAAUUUUAUUUUUCAAGACUACAGGAAUUUAUAAAAUGCCUUUACCACCAACUGAAACCUUUAGUACUCGUACUUCUAAUGCAUUAUGUAUUUUAAUAAACUUGCAUAUUGAAUAAAAUAUAUUCUUACAG